Nanorana parkeri is the source of this 457-nucleotide messenger RNA. RefSeq names its product echinoderm microtubule-associated protein-like 1. The record is from RefSeq and is a predicted model, not a curated record. The coding region runs from base 80 to 457 and encodes 125 amino acids. The transcript is spliced from 3 exons. Lineage: Eukaryota; Metazoa; Chordata; Amphibia; Anura; Dicroglossidae.
AGUCUCCAGCACCGCGCUCCUAUCACGUCUCUAAUCCUCAGAUUGCACCCUAGAUGACGCUCUGUCCGGUCCCAGCGCCAUGGACACCGACGACCGAAUAUCCAACCUGGAGCAGAGGCUGCAACUGCAGGAGGACGAGAUGCAGGUCCUGCGCGCUGCGCUGAGCGAUGCCCUGAGGAGACUGCGAGUCUGCGAGGAGAGGGGGGACCCCCUGAGGGGGAGACAAGGGGCCCAUGUAGUGAAGCCUCCACCGCGUUCCUCACAGAAUGGCUUCACUCCCCGCAGGAGGAGCGGCAUGUCAAUCUCUCCUUCCUCCCCUAAAAAAGGGGGCACCCCAGUAUUCUCCAAAAGUGUUCGGCGUCAUCAUUCUCCGGAGCGACUUUCCUUUAUGAAGAGAGAUCCUUCAGAUGCCCGAAACCGACUGCUGAUGGGUGUCAGCGGGAGACGAGAUGGGUGA